UAUAUUUAGGCAUGCCAUAGUCAAAGAUAUAGUUAAUUCAUGAUAUUAAAUAAGGUUUAUUAGUGGUUUAGGUUUAACGCUUAGUUCGAUUAUUGAUUUAGAUCUUUUGUUACUAGAACACUAAUCUUAAACAAUCAAUUAAAACACACAAACCAGAAAGCCUUAUGAAUGAAGAUUCAUGAAUGGUACAUGUUAUUCAUAGGUCCAAUUUGAUAAAUUAGAAAGAUUAAGGUAGUUUUGGAGAAUAAAAGUAGGUAGGGGAGCAAAACUGCAAAUUCAUAAAAGUAUAUCAUCGUUGAAAAUUCAACUUUUCCAAAAGAAACUCUCAAUAAAUCCUCUAAAAAAAAUUAACGGAACAUUCCGUUUCUUUUUAAUCACUCUCAUCGUUUCAGAGACCAUCGAAGCUCGAUUUCAUUGUUUCUCUCAGAACGAUAUCUAUUUGAGCAGAUAAAAAUCAUAACUUUUGACUUUGUUAUUCAGUUUCUUAGUGUUCUUCGUCUGCUUUUUGGUCAAAGCUUGGAAAAACGAGUGUGAAAUCACGAUGGACGGCGACGGUUUAGGCAGACUAAUCGGCUCGGAGAUUCAUGGAUUCCAUACCUUACAAGAUCUUGAUGUACAGACAAUGUUGGAGGAAGCAAAAAGCAGGUGGCUACGGCCAAACGAGAUCCAUGCAAUCCUCUAUAACCCGAAAUACUUCACUAUCAAUGUCAAGCCAGUGAACUUACCCAAUAGUGGCAGAAUUAUAUUAUUCGACCGUAAGAUGUUGAGGAACUUCAGAAAGGAUGGUCAUAACUGGAAAAAGAAAAAGGAUGGAAGGACAGUCAAAGAGGCUCAUGAACACCUGAAAGUUGGUAACGAGGAAAGGAUUCAUGUAUACUAUGCGCAUGGUGAAGAUAACACUACCUUUGUUCGAAGAUGUUAUUGGUUACUGGAUAAGGCUCGAGAGAACAUCGUCCUUGUACAUUACCGUGAUACACAGGAGGCAGCUACAACAUCGGGGGACUCAAUCUCUAGUCCAAUCUCCGUCUCGGAACAAACAUUCCCUAAUCGCGUGGCAGCUGAAGAUAUUGAUACAGUUGUUAGAAAUCAUGAUAUUAGCCUUCAUGAUAUCAAUACGCUUGAUUGGGAUGAGCUGCUAGUACCAACCGAUCUUAAUAACCAAUCUGCACCAACCGUAGAUAAUCUUUCAUAUUUCACAGAACCGCUCCAAAAUGCUGCAAAUGGCACUGCAGAGCAUGGGAAUGCGACAGUGGCUGAUGGAUCUCUUGAUGCUUUGCUUAACGAUGGUCCACAAAGUCGAGAGAGUUUUGGAAGGUGGAUGAAUUCAUUUAUCAGCGAAUCUAAUGGCUCACUGGAGGAUCCUUCCUUUGAACCCAUGGUUAUGCCUAGGCAGGAUCCAUUAGCUCCUCAAGCUGUAUUUCAUUCUCACUCUAACAUACCUGAGCAAGUGUUUAACAUAACCGAUGUUUCACCUGCUUGGGCCUAUUCUUCCGAGAAAACUAAGAUUCUGGUAACUGGGUUCUUGCAUGACAGUUAUCAACAUCUCGAAAGAUCAAACCUUUAUUGCGUUUGCGGUGACUUUUGUGUCCCUGCGGAAUAUCUCCAGGCUGGAGUCUACCGUUGCAUCAUACCUCCACACUCGCCUGGUAUGGUAAACCUCUAUCUUAGUGCAGAUGGACACAAACCAAUCAGCCAAUGUUUCAGAUUCGAACACCGUGCAGUCCCAGUUCUUGAUAAGACCGUCCCUGAAGACAAUCAAGAUUCCAAAUGGGAAGAGUUUGAGUUCCAAGUUCGACUUUCUCAUCUUCUGUUUACGUCUUCCAACAAACUCAACGUUCUCUCCAGCAAAAUCUCACCUCAUAACCUGCGAGAUGCUAAAAAACUCGCUAGCAAAACAAAUCAUCUCUUAAACAGUUGGGCUUAUCUAGUCAAGUCCAUCCAGGGGAAUAAGGUAUCGUUUGAUCAAGCGAAAGAUCAUCUCUUCGAGCUUUCUCUGAAGAACAGGCUUAAGGAAUGGCUUAUGGAGAAAGUGCUUGAAGGUCGCAACACAUUGGAUUAUGAUUCUAAAGGCCUCGGCGUGAUCCACCUCUGUGCCAGUCUUGGAUACACUUGGUCAGUCCAGCUGUUCUCAUUGUCAGGCUUAUCGUUGAAUUUCCGUGAUAAACAAGGGUGGACUGCUCUUCAUUGGGCAGCAUACUACGGAAGGGAGAAAAUGGUGGCUGCUCUUCUCUCUGCUGGGGCAAGACCGAACCUGGUGACAGACUCGACGAAGGAUAAUCUUGGUGGAUGCAUGGCAGCUGAUUUGGCACAGCAAAACGGAUAUGACGGUUUAGCUGCUUAUCUUGCUGAGAAAUGUUUGGUUGCUCAGUUUAGAGACAUGAAAAUUGCUGGAAACAUCACUGGCGAUCUGGAGGCUUGCAAGGCAGAGAUGUUGAACCAAGGCACUCUACCGGAAGAUGAGCAGAGUCUCAAGGAUGCUCUUGCAGCAUACAGAACAGCUGCAGAAGCAGCGGCUCGGAUUCAAGGUGCGUUUAGGGAAAAAGCGCUAAAGGCAGCACGGUCAAGCGUGAUUCAGUUUGCUAACAAAGAAGAAGAGGCCAAGAGCAUAAUCGCGGCGAUGAAGAUUCAGAAUGCGUUCCGGAAAUAUGAUACACGUAGGAAGAUAGAAGCCGCUUACCGGAUUCAAUGCAGGUUCCAAACUUGGAAAAUACGAAGAGAGUAUCUGAACAUGCGGCGCCAAGCAAUUAGGAUCCAGGCUGCUUUCAGGGGAUUACAAGCAAGGAGGCAGUACAAGAAGAUAUUGUGGUCGGUAGGAGUAUUGGAGAAGGCAGUUUUGAGGUGGAGACAAAAGAGAAAAGGGUUUAGAGGACUCCAGGUUGCAGCAGAGGAGGAUUCUCCUGGUGAGGCACAGGAAGAUUUCUACAAGACAAGCCAGAGACAAGCAGAGGAGAGGCUCGAGAGAUCUGUAGUGCGAGUACAAGCCAUGUUCAGGUCUAAGAAGGCUCAACAGGAUUACAGAAGGAUGAAACUCACUCAUGAAGAAGCUCAGUUGGAGUACGGUUGCCUGGAAGAUAUUUGAUACAUCAAAAUGGCUAUGGAGAGGUGAGUCAAAGAGAGUUUGGUGUUGAUUGUUAAACAUGGAUGGUAAUUGAUCUGUAAAUUAUGUGAAUGGGAAAGGCUACUCUCGAUCUUUCUGCAACUGGUUUAGAAUAAAGUAUACAUAACGAGACCUAAUCUCUGUUGUAUGAAAAAGAGAGACAGAAUUAACAAAUAGGUAUUGUAGUUAUUUGUCUAUUUCUGUAACUGGGUUCCUAUGUGACUUUGGUGUAAUCUAGACUUGUAUAUUUGUAGAAUAAAAUUGCAAGUAACCAGAGAAAUAUCUUAUGAACAUUUGUACAUUAAA
Molecule: messenger RNA, 3403 nt
Organism: Arabidopsis thaliana (thale cress)
Lineage: Eukaryota; Viridiplantae; Streptophyta; Magnoliopsida; Brassicales; Brassicaceae
Product: calmodulin-binding transcription activator
Exons: 10
Coding region: 542-3079 (845 amino acids)
Biological process (GO): regulation of DNA-templated transcription; response to stress
Cellular component (GO): nucleus
Molecular function (GO): DNA binding
Source: RefSeq, marked reviewed